AUGCACACUGCGUACGAUGAAGAUGCAACAGCAAUUCCAGAUGGUGCCGGAGAAAGGACGCUUAUAGCCGAUUGUCAGACACUGGCACAGGAUACUGGGCCGGUAGUAACAGCUUUGCCGCCGGAGCCCGGUGUUCACGCGGGUUCGAGGAGGCCGUUGGCUACAUUGGCCGGAGGCAGAACACAUACCCUGGGCCAACAUGUUGAAUCGUCUGCUUCGGCUCUCCCUUUUCCGCUCUUUUUGUUCCGUGUUUCAGGAAGAAUGGACGUGCUCAAAGGUAAGCCCUCUCUUCCCUUCGAGCCAUAUCCUCGCCCUGCCAGGGUGUCCCGGCGGCGAUGGGGUUGUUUUCAAACGCAUAUCGACGUUUUGGUAGGCUUCAGUUUCAUUCAUACCGUUUCCGCUUACUGCACCUACGCCCAUGUCAUUCUCUCUCGCCUGCUCCGCCUAUCGUUCGUUGUCCGCUUUGUUACUGUCUACCGCUCCAUAUCCGUAGUCACUUUUCUCCUCUCUCCCUUCUACCAAAGUCUUCCUGGCACUCAUCUCAAGCAUAUAGCCACUGGAAAUGAUGUUGAGACAAGCAACCAGCUCCCCACUCAGAUCCUGGGCGACUCAAACGUCGAACACCGCAUGUACAAGCGUCGCUGGAUCGGCGUCGUUGCAAUCUUCAUCCUGAACAUCGUCUCCGGUCUUACACUCGUGUGGUUUGGCCCCAUCGCCAACUCGGUGGUCGACGAGUUUGGCUUUACCCUCAACCAGGUGAACUGGCUCGGAAAUUGCGUCAACAUUGCCUAUCUUCCACUUUCUGUGAUCGUUCCGUGGGUGUAUGCGCGUCUCGGCGUGCGCCGUACAUGCUAUAUAGGUGGAGCGCUGCUGGUUGCGAGCUCCUGGGUGCGAUACGCGGGGACAGCACCUAGCGUGUCGCUUAAUGGUGCGUAUGCGUUGCUGUUGAUCGGGCAGAUCCUCGGUGGAAUCACGCAGCCGAUCUUCCAAGUUCUUAUCCCUGGUUAUUCAGAGAAAUGGUUCGAUUUGAAGAGCCGGACCACCGCAACGAUGCUGAUGUCAAUUGCAAACCCUAUCGGAAACGGUCUAGGCCAGCUCAUCUCCCCAAUGGUAGGGUCCCCGAGUCACUCGAUCCUCAUCCUAGGCAUCAUUCACACUGCUGCCAUGCCCUUCGUUUUUUUCAUUACUGAUUCUCCGCCGACACCGCCCACGCACGCCGCGUCACAAAAAAAUCCGCCGUUCUUGUCCCUCAUUCGGGCGAUGGCAGGACGCGAGCCCGCGGAGCGGCAGACGUACAUGACGCGCAGGCAGCGGUUCGAUUUCGCUAUAUUUAUACUCGCGUUCGGCGUCCUGGUCGGAGUUAUCAACGCGUUCUCGAUCCUCAGUGCCCAGAUUAUGACACCGUACGGCUACUCGGACACCAUCUCAGGCUUGAUGGGUGCUGCACUGCUUCUUGUGGGCAUCAUCGCCGCGCUGGUGACCGCACCGCUCUUUGAUCGCGUGUUCACGCACCAUCUCGCUUUGACGUGCAAGGUGCUGAGUCCCGUCCUCGGUGCGACGUGGCUGAGCAUGAUCUGGGCCGUGUGUCCCGACAACACGGGCGCGCUGUUCGCGCUGAUGGCCAUCAUCGGUGCGACGAGCCUGAUACUGCUCCCUGUCGUUGUGGAGCUCGCGGUCGAACUUACGCGGAACGCAGACGGCAGCUCGGCGCUGUUAUGGGCCUCGUCAAAUCUGUUCGGCAUUAUACUUGUGUCGGCGGAAGGCGCUCUACGAGACGGGGCAGACUCAAGCCCGCCAUACGGCAUGCACCGCGCGCUGAUCUUCCAGGGUGUGCUUGUGUGCUGCGCGGUCGGGCUUGUGCUCUUCGUCGAGGGGAAGCAGACGCGUCGUGCGCUAGACGAGCAGGUACAGCACGAGGGUGAAGCACCACAAACACCGCCGCGGGGCCGCACCAGUUUGAUCGCAGAUUGGGAGCAUGGCCGACCGCGGAGCAGCAGCCGGACACUUGGCGGUUGCAAUCGAAGUGGUAGCAUCAAAGCGAUUAGCACCAACACAGUUAAUGACAGCGAAGUCACGCUGAUUAUGGAUGUAGGUAUGAGCGAGAGCUCGUCGUGA
Fibroporia radiculosa is the source of this 2115-nucleotide messenger RNA. RefSeq lists its product as uncharacterized. Gene Ontology annotation, molecular function: transmembrane transporter activity. Lineage: Eukaryota; Fungi; Basidiomycota; Agaricomycetes; Polyporales; Fibroporiaceae. Gene Ontology annotation, cellular component: membrane. The record is from RefSeq and is a predicted model, not a curated record. Bases 1 to 2115 code for a protein of 704 amino acids. The transcript has 13 exons. Gene Ontology annotation, biological process: transmembrane transport.